ACUCCACGCCCCAGACGUUUCUUUCUUCCUGCUCAUCCAUGCGUGUUUAAAUUCCUCUGCACGGGUCUGAGCAGUGGUGUGGAAGAUUGCUGCCUCACAGAAACAAACACACAUGCGCCCCACUAACAUCAGACCCAGCAGCUCGCCACAGGACACGCAUGUGACGCUCCAGCACGGAUCCGGCUUAUCCGUGAAGAAUGAAUCAAACACACGUGUUCUGCUGUUUUCAAUGUUCAGUCUGCUGCUUCCUCGUGAAUCAUGUCUUCCUCCUCGUCCUCCUCCUCUUCCUCGGAGCUGCCCUACUUCUGUCCUCGCUGCGGUGAUGGGUUUCGGUUCUCAUCUGUAACUGAGCUCCGGGCGCACCUGGUCAGCCGACACACCUACGAGACCCUGCUGGUGCUCUCCCAGGCUCGGGUCAGAAGCUCCAGAACCAGUUCUCUCCUCCCACUCCCUAGCCCAGCUGUAUCCCAGAGUCAGAGCCCUUCUAUGGACAUGGAACAUCAAAGCUUGCCCCUGCCACUGGCCUGCUUGGACCUCGCCUCAUCGUCUGCCUCCAUCCAACUGCUCAGGGAGAUGUUUGGUGCUUCCGAUUGCCCUCUGCCUUCUUCUACAGUACAUUCAGAAGGCCCCUCCACCGCUCUGGCCCUUCCUGUAUCUGUGGAUCUGUUUGCUGGGAAGAACCUCGGCGAGGUAGGGGUCCAGCUGGGCUUGGUGGAGAUUGGGCUGGAGGAGCGACUGGGGCUCGGGCUGGAUCAUAAAAUCGCCCGGACGUUCGCGGAGGUUGAGGAGAGGGUGAACCGACGCAUGGGCCGACUGAAAGUGGAGCUACAGAGGAGAGAGAUGGAGCUACAACGGGCGAGGCGAGACAAGGAACGACUCAGGAGUGAGAAACAGGAAGUGGAAGAGAAAGCGGCCUACCUGUCCCGACAGGUCUCAGCUGCCAUGGAGAUGAUGGAGAAAUUAAAGAAAGAUCUUACAGGGAAAGAGAAGGAGCUGAGCAAACGACAACAGGAGAUGGUGGACAUUGAGUAUUUUUUGAGGGAGACGGCAGAGAAAGAGGCCAAAGCCAAAUCCAGGCUGCAGAUGUUCAUUGAGACACUGCUGGAGCGAGCAGAUCGCGCAGAGAGACGGCUCCUGAUGCUUGGCUCGCACGAACAUCGUAACCUCUUCCCAGACAGUGACGGGUAUGCGUACGCCGAGCCCUAUGUGUUCACGGAGGUUUACGAACCUGCACGGAGCCGAGGGGGACGCAGUCUGGAUGGCAGCACUGAUGACAUCAUUGCAAAUAAGAUGCAGGAAACCAUCGGAAACAGGAGGAGUUAUAGCGUGUCGAGCUCCUACAGGCUGGGAGAGCAGCUGCAUGGACACCAUCACUACAGUGGUCUCGCUGGACGAAUGCGAACCUCGUCUCUGGGUUCAGGGGGGUGGAACUGUGAGGCGGCAUCAACCCAUCUCCAUCCAAAUCCCUACGCCCAACCCUGGACUCAACGAGAGAGAGGAGAAGAUGGGAGGAGGGAGAGGUUCUGGGCUGCAGAAGAGGGAUGGGGGAGAACAUGGAACAAAAGAAACUUUCGUCACCACAGCACCGAGGAGGAAGACGAGGAGGAAGAGGAGGAAGAGGAGGGACUGUGGAGCAGUGCUGAGAUGAGGAGACUCAUCUUUGCCAGGACACACACACCUGGAUCAGAUACCUCCUCUUCCGUCCGCUCCACACCCUCCCGUUGCUUUGGUGACAGACAGCUGGUAGCAGACACCCUGCGGCUGAGGGCGGGCCUUUUUUGCAUCUUCCCAUAUUUGGACGUGCAUUCUUUGCUGCGUGCAGCCGAGGUGUGCUCUGAUUGGCGGUUCGUUGCCAGGCACCCUGCUGUUUGGACACGCCUCCAGCUGGAGAACGCCAGAGUGUCUACAGAGUUCCUGACAACGCUGUCACAGUGGUGCACUCAAACUCAGUCUGUGGUGCUCAGCAACCUGAAGCCUCGAAGUCGUCGAGCCAACGAGACGCGAGAGGACUACCACAGAAACAUACGAGGGAGUGUGGAGCCCGGGGUGGAGGCCCUGCUGCGGUCAGCAGGGGGCAGCCUGCUCCACCUGUCUAUCUCUCAGUGUCCCCACAUCCUCACCGAUAGGACACUGUGGCUGGCCAGCUGCUACAGCAGGAACCUGCAGACGCUCACAUACAGGAGUUCAUCAGAUCCUCUCGGUCAGGAGGUUCUCUGGGCUUUGGGUGCUGGAUGCAGGAGCAUCACCAGCCUGCAGGUGGCGCCUGCUCAUCCCUGCCAACAGCCAACUCGUUUUGGUAACCGCUGCUUGCAGACAAUUGGCCGCUGCUGGCCACACCUCCGCUCUCUCAGUGUGGGCGGAGCUGGCUGUGGAACUCAGGGGUUGGUUGCUGCUGUACGCAGCUGUACUCAGCUACAGGUGCUGGAGUUGGAACGUAUUACUGACCUCGGCCUGCAGGCGGCGACAGAGCUGUGUAAAGCUGGACUGAAGAAGAACCUGCAGACAUUGAUCUUGACACAUACGCCUGUGAGCGGUCAGGCCAUCCUGCACUUCCACAGUGAGUGUGAGAACAUCAGGUCUAUCAUUGUCGAGGUCUCUGCGUCAGAUUACUUUGAAGAACCGGACACUGAGGAAGCACAACACCUGUUUGGAGAGAUUCUCAGUACACUGAAGGUUCUUCAGACACGCCCUGGUCUGAGUGACGUCCUGCGGGUUAAAGCCGACAGUUUCUCCUGACCUCAACACAAACUGUUUUCUUUUAUACGUGAGAACGUCUAAAUCUGGGUUUUGUUUUUUUACCUGAAGCCAUUAAUCUUUCCCUGAACUAAUGUGUGCAAUAUUUACUACACACUGGCCCAAACUGUUUACCUACCUGUAGCUUGAUUUAUUUAAAAAAAGAA
Molecule: messenger RNA, 2900 nt
Organism: Oreochromis aureus
Lineage: Eukaryota; Metazoa; Chordata; Actinopteri; Cichliformes; Cichlidae
Product: F-box only protein 41-like
Exons: 17
Coding region: 259-2736 (825 amino acids)
Molecular function (GO): protein binding
Source: RefSeq, a predicted model, not a curated record